Messenger RNA from Ricinus communis (castor bean), 1510 nucleotides. RefSeq names its product craniofacial development protein 1. Lineage: Eukaryota; Viridiplantae; Streptophyta; Magnoliopsida; Malpighiales; Euphorbiaceae. The transcript is spliced from 5 exons. The record is from RefSeq and is a predicted model, not a curated record. Bases 317 to 1216 code for a protein of 299 amino acids.
ACCAUAGAUUUAUGUUUAUUAGGGAUCCUUUUUCUCUUUUUGUCCAUUAAACGCAAUAUCUUUUAGGUUUUUUCUUAAUGUAAAUUUAUAUUUCUGGACAGUUUUGAUUGAUUAAUUAGGUUAUGCUUUCUUGUAUCGUAAAGACGUCUAGAAUAAUUAAGGAGCUUGAAAAAUUAGGUCUUUAUGCAUUUGACUUCCUUCUGUCUGAGGAGAAGUCAGUCUUAGAGUUUCUUUAAGUGGGACUUGUUAAUUCGAUAGGGUUUGGUUGGAUUACUUUGGUUGGUAAAUGUAAAGGAAGGGUACUCAAAUUUGGUCUAUGCAGGAAGUUAAUCCACGUAUGAAUUCAGGAUCAAAACCCGAAGGCAGUGAUAUGGAUGCUCGGGUGCAAGCUUUGUGGGAGCAAAUGAAUAAAGGGUUACCUAAUAAGAGUGUGAAACCAGUUACAAAGACGUCUAAAAGUUCAACUAUGAGCACUACUUCACAAAAAGCUAAUGAUAAUUGGAUGACAUAUUUGGGUCUGGCACCAAAGAAGAGAGGAUACCUUGAACAAGGUGACCAACAAAAAGGAGCAAGUAGCUCACAGAAUGGCGCCAGCAAUGAGGACAGGGGAUUAUCAAAUAAGAUGCUUUCAAAACAGUCUUGUUCAUCUUCUGAUAGAACUUCACAGAAGACAUCUGAUAAUUGGAUGGCUUAUCUGGGCUUGGCAACUAAGAAAACAGAAAGCACUGGGCAUUAUGCAUUGCAAAGGGAUUCUGAUGUGCAAAAUGCUACCAAUGACGAGACCAGAAAGCUAGCUGUUGCUGCUCUCUCAGCAGUUAAGGAUUCUGCAGUUGCUGCAGCAGGCAGGGGUAAAGUUGAGAUCACAGAGGUUAGGGACUUCGCUGGUCAGGAAAUUGAAGUUAAAAAGCUUGUUGAUGCAGAAUCAAAAGAGGCUAGAGCGUCUUCAACAUCUGCUGUAGAUGCUGUUCUAGAACAAAUUAAGAAGAAGGCUAAGCUCAGUGUGCUUGACAAGACGAAGAAGGACUGGGGAGAAUUUAAGGAAGAGAACAGGGGGCUGGAAGACGAGUUAGAUGCCUAUAAGAAGAGCUCAAACCAGUAUCUUGACAAGGUUUCCUUCUUGCAACGAACAGAUUACCGAGAAUUUGAGAGGGAGAGAGAUGCACGGUUGGCUCAACAGGCCAGGAGGAGGACAGAUAUGCGAGAGGAUGAUCUCUAAGUUCACAACACUGACAUCUAUCCCUGCUCUCGCAAAUUCGCAAUGUGAAUGCAGAAAUCAGGAGAUAAACCUGGGGUUUUCUUACAAUGUAGUGAAGAACCUCUUCUUCAUAGGGGACGAUUUGUUUAUGGGCUGAUAAUGUAUUGGUGUACCUUUGCAAGUCGCAAAUGAUCUUGGAACUUCGAUGUAACCGUAUGGCAGGGUAAAGAGGGAGAAAGUCUGCACUUUUCAAUUUGUCAUCGAGUAGUUUUGAGGCCCCUUAUUUUUGGAUAUAAUAGCAACUUUUUGACAGCA